This is a messenger RNA of Archocentrus centrarchus (flier cichlid), 809 nucleotides long. RefSeq lists its product as uncharacterized. Bases 102 to 809 code for a protein of 235 amino acids. The transcript is spliced from 5 exons. The record is from RefSeq and is a predicted model, not a curated record. Lineage: Eukaryota; Metazoa; Chordata; Actinopteri; Cichliformes; Cichlidae.
CUUUACCGUAUGCAUUUCUGCCUCAUUAUGCAAAUGAGGAGGGCUGCCUUCUUGCUCCAGCUCCUCUGCUAUUGGUCAACAAACAAGAAGGAGCAGGAUCCAUGUGCAGAUCGAUUGUGCAUGCCUGGGUCUUUGACUUCUGUUUUAACAACCAACGUAUUGUAAUGGAGGGAGCGGAAAGACGGUCUGUGUCGGACUUGUUAAGGGAAGCUGCAAAUAGAUUGGAUGAGUUGAAACGCGCAUCUGCCGGUUCAACUCCACAAGCACGAGGCCCCACCAUAACGCCAAGGAUCAACACAAUGUCAACAACACCUGGAAUGUCAAAUGUUGCAGGACGACAUCCUGUUGAUGUUGAGGUGUCAAGACUGUUUACAAGCAGAUCAAGUAGAAGGCAUCAAAGACGCAGCAAUGCAACUGUCAGCCUCGCCACAUAUACACACAUUUUUUGUUGCCUUGGGCGAAAAGAUUCAACAGUUGUUCCGAGGCGACCAGAGAAGGAAUGUCUCCAAAGGGCAGGACUAGGUGAGCGGCGCAUAUGUUUCCGAGGUGACUUUCACAGCUGUGAGGAAUUAACAGAUUGUCUUUAUCAAAUCUUUCCAAAGUUGAGGACUGCAGGUGGCUAUGAGUUGCUCAAAAGCUCUGGUAACACAAGGAGCCGCCAGCUCUCUGUUAUACAGUGCCCAAAUGAAGGGUACAGUGUGCAAUAUCUGAAGGAACCAAGCACUAUGAUUCACCACUCUAUAAUUUACAUCCGCCCUCUACAGUGCCAUCUCAGCUUGGAGCCGGUAAAUAUAUCUGCUUUUAGCUAA